Messenger RNA from Knipowitschia caucasica, 507 nucleotides. The record is from the annotation of a GenBank genome assembly. NCBI's taxonomy places the organism in Eukaryota, Metazoa, Chordata, Actinopteri, Gobiiformes, Gobiidae.
AUGUUCACAUGUUUGCCAUCCAAACUACCGAAACAAUUAGGGAAGUUCCAAAGCCUCCAGAAAUUGGCAGCGACAGUCUGCCACUGGGCUACAGUCGGAGAUGGCAGAAAAUGUUCCUGUAGUGCCUUCCACAACGCCUCGCAUGUCUCCGUCACAAUCCUGGAGGCUGUGGAGCUAGCCAUCCUCAAGUUCAGGUUGGGGUCCCGCAGCCGCCCAAAACACAUUGAUAAUGCUCGGCAGUCGGCCAGCCACUUUAACAAAAUUCGGAGCAGCGUGGCCACACAGCCGGGAGGGCAAUAUGGGGACAGGGUCCUUCGGCUGAAGGCCCUCAGUCUGGCCUCGGACAGCAAGCCAGAGCGCCUCACAAGGCCCGCGGUGUCGUCGAGCUCUGAGUGGGAGGGACCAGAGCCCGUGUAUGACGACGAGUCGUCGGACCCCGAGUCUCUGAGCCCCAGAUUCAGCCCCGAGCCCUUGAGCCCUGCCUCUAGCCCCGAGCCCUGCCUCUAG